UCUCUCUAUAUAACAAAAGAGAAAAAAAAAUGAUGGCAUGCCAAGAGUGGCCAGAACCAAUAAUAAGAGUCCAAUCCUUAGCUGAAAGUGGCAUAAAUGCAAUCCCUGAACGUUUCAUCAAACCUCAAUCCCAAAGGCCCAAAACACAAUCCAAUGUUGUCCCAACAAAACAAGGUUUUAAUGAUGUUGAUGUUGAUGUUGAUGUUGAGAACAUCAAUAUCCCGGUUAUUGAUUUUCAAGACCUGUAUGGUGAAGACAAGAAUCUAAAGGAACAAACACUUAAAAGGGUCUCUGAGGCUUGUAGGGAAUGGGGUUUUUUCCAAGUGCUUAACCAUGGUGUUAACCAUGAUUUGAUGAAGAGUGCUAGAGAGGUUUGGCGUGAGUUCUUUCACCAACCAAUUGAGGCUAAAGAAAAAUAUGCUAACUCACCACUUACCUAUGAAGGCUAUGGGAGUAGGUUGGGAAUUAAAAAAGGUGCCAUUUUGGAUUGGAGUGACUACUUCUUUCUCCAUUACAUGCCUUCUUCUCUUAGGGACCAAGAAAAGUGGCCUUCUUUGCCAAACUCUUUAAGGGAUGUGAUUAAUGAAUAUGGUGAUGAAGUGGUUAAGCUAGGAGGAAGGGUUCUUGAAUUGUUAUCAAUAAACCUUGGUUUGAAGGAGGAUUUCUUGAUGAAUUCAUUUGGUGGAGAGAGUGAGAUUGGUGCAUGCUUAAGGGUUAAUUUCUACCCAAAAUGCCCUCAACCAGACCUAACUCUUGGGCUCUCAUCUCACUCAGACCCUGGGGGUAUGACCAUACUUUUACCAGAUGAAAAUGUUUCUGGUCUUCAAGUCCGCAGAGGAGAACAUUGGAUCACUGUCAAGCCUGUCCCAAAUGCAUUCAUCAUCAACAUUGGUGACCAAAUUCAGGUGCUAAGCAAUGCAAUGUACAAGAGUAUAGAACAUAGAGUAAUUGUGAACUCAAACAAGGAUAGAGUUUCAUUGGCCUUCUUUUACAAUCCAAGAAGUGAUUUACUAAUUCAACCUGCUAAGGAGCUUGUGAGUGAGGAUAGGCCACCACUCUAUCCACCAAUGACAUUUGAUGAAUAUAGACUUUACAUUAGGACCAAAGGACCAUGUGGAAAAUCUCAAGUUGAAUCUUUGACUUCCCAAAAGUGAUUUUCCAAUUAUGCCCUAAUUUAUUACCAUCUUGGUUGUGGAAUUAAUUAGAAUAUGUGUACAAUUAUUGGGUUAUUAAUUCAAGAUAGCUCUUCUGUUUU
Messenger RNA from Arachis ipaensis, 1255 nucleotides. RefSeq names its product jasmonate-induced oxygenase 2. Lineage: Eukaryota; Viridiplantae; Streptophyta; Magnoliopsida; Fabales; Fabaceae. The record is from RefSeq and is a predicted model, not a curated record.